UGGAUGUACGCUGUGCGAAUUCUCGUUUUUUGUCUUCAAGUUAAGUGAUUUGUUAUAAUCAAACCAUUGCUGGCUCCUUAAUUAACACGAACGGCUUGUCCGGUGCUCCUUCGUUAAGAUGGACAACGUUUCUGUGUCAAAGGGCGUUUUUACAUACAAAGGUGCUUACAAAAUCGGUCAGAAAAGGACAAAAUUUGCGUUACCAAAUUAUUUUGACGAACCUUGGUAUAUUUCUUAUAAAUCGACAUGGACAAGAAUUCAAAGUGCUGCAGAGGAUAUACGGUCCAAUACGUUUCAACAAGUUUUGGAUGAGUUAGAUUGUUUUGUUUCCAUUACUAAAGAAAAGCCAUUAGAUAGUCUUGAAAAUGAAAUACCCACAGCUAUUGUAUUAACAGGAAUUAAUGUCCCUGAUCAUGCGGUAAUGUUCACAAGAAUAAUUUCUAAAUUACAACCAAUAUCAAACCAUAUAGCAGUUCUGUGGAACAGAGAUUCAACUAAUAUAAGAAGUAUCGUAGAAGAAACAAUUUAUCAGCUAAUGAAUCACGAGAACACGGAUGAAAAUGAAAAGAUUAAAAAGAGCGACUGUAAUAUGAGAGCUUUAAAACUAUGGUAUGAAGAGCAUUGUCAACCGGAAGAUCCUCUUAUUAUAAUCAUAACUGAUUUUGAAAGUUCUUCGUCCACGGUAUUACGUGACUUUAUUUUGAUAUUGAGUUCGUAUUCAAACACAAUAAAGUUUAUUCUUAUAUUUGGUGUUGCUACUACUUUGCAUGCAAUACACAGAUCUUUAACAUACGACGUUACAUCAAAAUUAAACGUGCAAGUAUUUCACAUACAAACUCAAGUUAAUAUUCUGUCAGAUGUAUUAGAAAAUACAGUUUUCUGCUCAGAAAUACCAUUUAAAUUGACUGGACGAGCAUUUCAGUUAUUGACAGAUAUAUUUUUGUUUUACGAUUUUUCUGUUGAGAAUUUUCUGCAAAGUUAUAAGAUAUGCAUGAUACAACAUUUUUACGCGAAUAAUGUAAUAUCUCUAUGCUGUCAUCCGCUAGAGAUUAAAAGUAGAAUGUCUAUCUUAAUCGACGAUGAUUUCGAAGAAAUAAAAAAGGUACCUUCUAUAGCAAAUUACAUCGAACAAUUACAAAAAGAAGAAGGUAAUAACGAACCUAUCGACAACGAAAAAUUCAAGGGAAUAUUGACUAAACUGUUAAAAGAAUAUCAUCGAUACAUGCAUCGGUUUUUAAGAAUAUUAAGGUGUCUGUACUAUCUCGUGUCGACAUUGCCAAACGCACCGAUGGGCAAACAGCUACGCGAGUUCUACACGAAAGCAGUAAACGUGAACGAUCUGAAAGAUUGCCGCGAGUACAAUGAGUGCAUGCAGCUCUUGAGCUUUCUAUCGAAGCAAGAGUUUCUCUCGAAGCUGAAGUUCAUUAUUUCGACCAUCGAGAACUCGCGAAAUUCGAGUAUGAUAAAGAUGAAAUCGGACCUCCAGGGUCACGUGGCGAGAAUCGAAGAGGCUAGCUUGGAAGAACCAGUCGCGCCUACCGAUGUUCUCGGUAGCGGCGAGAAACUGAGUCGGCUCGAAUUGAAAGAGAGAUUGCUAAAAAUGUCCAAAAUGCACGCACGGUCGGCGUACAAACAAGCACAGUUAGACGUGAUCAAUUACCUGGACCAAAACGUGUUCUCCGUUUACUUGGUAAAUCCAAAUCGCAUAACGGCGCACGAGAUAUUCUGCUUCAGCGACGGCGGUCUAGCCAAACAACACAUUCGCGGGUCUCUGAGGGCUGCGAUACACACGGGACUCAACGAUCCACAAGUGUACUUGAACUGCGACUGCUGUAAAUUGGAGAUCGACGAGGCCAUCCCGUCCACGCUGCCCGACCUCAGUAUAAUUUACAAGCUGCACUUGGAAUCCAGGAAGCUGAUCAAUAUGUACGACUGGCUGCAGGCAUUUUUGAUCGUUAUGAAUCCCGAGAGCGACGAUAAGGAGCAACGUAACGUGGAUCCCCAACUGCAAGCUCGUUUUACUCAAGCGGUGGCCGAGCUGGAGUUCCUGGGUUUCAUCAAGAGCUCACGGAAGAAAAUGGAUCAUGUGAAGCGGCUCAUGUGAUGAUCUUUGGGCUCGAUUCUCGUAUACAUCGGACCGUUUGUGUUUUUUCUACUUUCGACUAUUUUUGUACCAUGUUUGUUUAAUUAAAAAGGCUACAUCGUCGUUUGGUUCCUAUCCUUUCCACCUGAGUGUCCUUUAGCAUGUGAAUUAUUAUCUUAGUUCCUCGUUAAGUAAAUCGUGAAAUUGAA
Molecule: messenger RNA, 2292 nt
Organism: Colletes gigas
Lineage: Eukaryota; Metazoa; Arthropoda; Insecta; Hymenoptera; Colletidae
Gene: Orc3
Product: origin recognition complex subunit 3
Exons: 14
Coding region: 119-2104 (661 amino acids)
Biological process (GO): DNA replication; DNA replication initiation
Cellular component (GO): nuclear pre-replicative complex; nuclear origin of replication recognition complex; DNA replication preinitiation complex
Molecular function (GO): DNA replication origin binding
Source: RefSeq, a predicted model, not a curated record